AGGGGCGUUAGUGGGGGCGUGUCCGCGCUCGAGCUCGACCCAGUUUGAAACAGACGCAGAUCUGCAGUCGCUGCUUCAGCUCAACAACAAUAACACCUGAGAACCAUAGAACCCGAGGGAACCCGAGAGAAACCGAGAGCAUCCGAGAGCAUCAGCCCGCAGCUCCUCCGAGCCGCCAGUAUGAUGCGCAAAGACGUGAACAAGCCGAAGGGCAAGACGUCGGCUUAUGCCUUCUUCGUCCAGACGUGUCGAGAGGAACAUCGCAAGAAACACCCGGAGCAGUCCGUCAACUUCGCUGAGUUCUCCAAGAAGUGCUCCGAGAGGUGGAAGGGUCUGACGGCCAAUGAUAAGAAGUGUUUCGAGGACAUGGCGAAGACCGACAAGGUGCGCUACAACCGUGAGAUGGUGGACUACACCC
Gymnodraco acuticeps is the source of this 418-nucleotide messenger RNA. RefSeq names its product high mobility group protein B2-like. Lineage: Eukaryota; Metazoa; Chordata; Actinopteri; Perciformes; Bathydraconidae. Gene Ontology annotation, biological process: regulation of transcription by RNA polymerase II. The record is from RefSeq and is a predicted model, not a curated record. Gene Ontology annotation, molecular function: DNA binding, bending.